Molecule: messenger RNA, 579 nt
Organism: Ochotona curzoniae (black-lipped pika)
Lineage: Eukaryota; Metazoa; Chordata; Mammalia; Lagomorpha; Ochotonidae
Product: protein UXT
Exons: 7
Coding region: 61-534 (157 amino acids)
Biological process (GO): negative regulation of transcription by RNA polymerase II
Molecular function (GO): transcription corepressor activity
Source: RefSeq, a predicted model, not a curated record
ACCCGGAAGCCGUGGUUGUACCAACCCGUUCUUAUUGCCGGCGGCCCUCAGGAGCCCGUAAUGGAGACGCCCCCUAAAGGGCGGGUGGUGGAGGCCACGGCCGAGAAAGUACUGCGCUAUGAGGCCUUCAUCAGUGACGUGCUACAGCGGGACUUGCGGAAGGUGCUGGACCAUCGAGACAAGGUAUAUGAGCAGCUGGCCAAAUACCUUCAACUAAGAAAUGUCAUUGAACGACUCCAGGAAACUAAGCACUCGGAGUUAUUUAUGCAGGUGGAUUUGGGCUGUAACUUCUUCGUUGACACAGUGGUCCCAGAUACUUCACGCAUCUACGUGGCCCUGGGAUAUGGUUUUUUCCUGGAAUUGACACUGGCAGAAGCUCUCAAAUUCAUUGAUCGUAAGAGCUCUCUUCUCACAGAGCUCAGCAACAGCCUCACCAAGGACUCCAUGACUAUCAAGGCCCAUAUUCACAUGUUGCUAGAGGGGCUUAGAGAACUACAAGGCCUGCAGAAUUUCCCAGAGAAGCCUCAUCAUUGACUACUCGCCCCAUCCUCUGACAUUAAAGAGCCUGAAUGCCUUUGA